Molecule: messenger RNA, 1272 nt
Organism: Blastocystis hominis
Lineage: Eukaryota; Bigyra; Opalinata; Blastocystidae
Exons: 9
Coding region: 1-1272 (423 amino acids)
Biological process (GO): amino acid metabolic process; biosynthetic process
Molecular function (GO): pyridoxal phosphate binding; transaminase activity
Source: RefSeq, a predicted model, not a curated record
AUGGAGUUUUCUGCUGUGUAUCUUUUUUCUUUUCUCGUUAAUCCUAGUUCUAAGAGAAUCCUUGCACCGAAAACUGCUGAGGUGAGCGGUGCACUAACUUCGGAAGCUUUUUCUGCGGAUAGUAAUGAGCCGGCGUCGAAGCGCCCUCGUGUCUUAACAGUUGCGGAGAAUGUUCUCUGCUGGGAACAUUUAAAGCCUCAUCUUCAAGAAUUCUCGCGCCUUCAUCCUGACGACAAUAUGUAUGCGCCCAGUUACGAUGGUCGCGCCUACUUGAAGAAGAGCUUUGCGCACUACCUCUCUUCUCAUGUUUUUAAAACGAAUGUUUCCGAGAAGGAUGUUUUGGUUAUCUCUGGAUCUGGAGCUGUUAUGGAUGUAAUGGGAACUGCCUUGUUGAACCCUGCUAUGGACGGAAACAAGUCGGAUGCGUUUAUCUGCAUCACUCCGUGCUACAACUCGUUUGAGAACAACUUCACUCUGCGAACGGGCGCCGUGAUGUACGGCGCCGACACGAUGAAGAACAAUUACGUUGUCACGGAUGCGAUUCUGGAAGAAGCCUAUCAGAAGGCCGAAGCGGAUGGCCGCAAAGUGAAGCUCUUGGUGUUCACAAACCCGAACAAUCCCACGGGCACCGUGUACUCGCUGGACGAGAUGCGGACCGUCCUUGCGUUCUGUCGACGCCACUCCAUUCACUUGCUGUCCGACGAGAUCUACGCGCUCUCCGUGAAGCCGCAAUCCGCUGCGAAGGCCGAGAGCGAGAACGCGUUCGUGUCGUUCGCCAAACUGAUCGAGAAUGACCCCAUUCAGGACGAUGUCUCCAUCUUGUGGGGAUUCAGCAAGGAUCUCGGACUCUCCGGGUUCCGAUUGAGCGUGCUGGUGACGCGGAAUCGCAGUCUGCACACCGUGCUGAACGAGCUCUGCCACUUCUGCGAGGUGCCCGCGAACACGCAGAGCUUCGCUGCGAAUAUGCUGGACGACGAGGCGUUCAUGAAGGAACACGUCGAGAUCUUGCAGAAGCGCGUUCUGGAGAUGCGGCAGCUGAUGGAGAAGGAGCUGACGCGGAUGAAGAUCCCGUUCUGCAAGGGCUAUGCGGGGUUCUUCUCGUGGAUCGACCUGCGCGCGUAUCUGAAGGAAGACUCCUUCAAGGGGGAGCAAGAGCUGUGCAGAUUCCUCUACGACCACGGAAACAUCAUCGUCGCGCCCGGCAGCAAGUACCACGCGAGCCAGUUCGGCUGGGCAUGCGGAGCGCCCUGCAGGGCUUGGAGAAGGCGUUGA